UGCUUGGGCCAGAGCGUCCCCCGCGUUGCCAUAGCGAUCCCUUCCUGGUCCACGUCGAAGCUCCGAUGGCGGAGGAAGGCGGCCUGGAGGAGGCGAGCCUUUUGGCGUGGCUCUUCCGCGGGAGGGCGGCCUCCUCCUGGCCCGCUUCGCCGCUCUCCGAGGCGGAGGUGCCUCCGUACCUGUCGGCCUUGUCGGGGCUGGGCCUGGAGGCGCUGCGCAGGGAGCCCGGGCGGCUGGCCGAGGAGAAGGCCCAGCUGGGCGAGCAGACGCGCCGCCUGGCCUUCGCCCACUACAAGACCUUCAUCCGCUCGGCGGAGUGCACCGCCCAGACGCGGAGGGGCUUCGCGGGCGUCGAGGAGGGGCUGGACCGGCUCCUGGCGCGGCUCUCGCCCUUCGCCCAGGAAUGCCGGAACUUCAUGCGCGACGCGGAGCAGAUCGCCCAGAGCCGCCGGAUGAACAACCUGACCCUGAACCGCCACACGGAGAUCCUGGAGAUCCUGGAGAUCCCACAGCUGAUGGACACCUGCGUCCGCAACAGCUACUAUGAGGAGGCCCUGGAGCUGGUCUCCUAUGUCCGCCGGUUGGAGAAGAAGCACGCCGCCAUCUCCGUCAUCCAGGGCAUCGUGGCAGAGGUGCGCCAGUCCACCCAGCUCAUGCUGACUCAGCUGAUCCAGCAGCUGCGCACCAACAUCCCGCUGCCUGCCUGCUUGCGUGUCAUCGGUUACCUGCGCUGCAUGGAUGUCUUCACUGAAGCAGAGCUGCGCAUCACCUUCCUCCAGGCCCGGGACAUCUGGCUGCGCUCCAUCCUGGCUGCCAUCCCUGACGAAGACCCCUACGUUCACGUCACCAAGACCAUUGAGGCCUGCCGCGUCCACCUCUUUGACAUCGUCACGCAGUACCGGGCCAUCUUUGCUGACGAGGAGCCGCUGGUGCCCACUCCUGGGCAGGAGACCCUCAACGAAAGUGCCAUCUUCCAUGGCUGGGUCCUUCAGAAAGUCUCGCAGUUCCUGCUGGUGCUGGAGCACGACCUGCAGCGUGGGGUGGGCGGCCGCCUGGACUCUCUGCUGGGCCAGUGCAUGUACUUCGGCCUCUCCUUCAGCCGGGUGGGUGCGGACUUCCGGGGCCAGCUGGUCCCAAUCUUCCAGCGAGUGGCGAUGCUCACCUUCCAAAAAGCCAUGCAGGAAGCUGUCAGCAAAUUCGAGGAGGAGAUGAAUUCCUACACGCUGAUCUCUGCCCCUGCACUCCUGGGCAGCACUAUCCCCGUGUCUUCUGUGGGGGCUUCAGCCCAGUCAGGUGCCCUUCAACCCCCAAUGGGGCUCCUGGAUUUCCCACCACUUGCCUGCUUCCUCAACAAUAUCCUGGUGGCCUUCAACGACUUGCGCCUCUGUUGCCCUGUGGCUCUUGCUCCGGAUGUGGCUUCUGCCUUGGAGGAUGCACUUGCCCAGGUAACAAAGGUUAUUCUGACUUUCCAUCGGGCUGAGGCCAUGGCUUUCAGCAGCCGAGAACAAGAGCUUUUCAUUCAGUUCUGCACGGCGUUCCUGGAAGACCUGGUGCCCUACCUCAACCGCUGCCUCCUGCUCCUCUUCCCGGCCGCCCAACUUGCAAAGACACUGGGGGUUCCUCCUACUCACCUCCACAAGUACGGGAACCUGGGCUGUGUGGACGAGUGUUCGGUCCAAGAACUACUUUCCCCCGUCCUGCCUGAGAAAGAGACUGUUCUUCCUCUGGCUGAGGAGCAGACGCUGCCCCAAGAGAUCCCACCUCCUGAAGCCGCCCCUCCCGCCCUUCAGCCACGCCUGAAUGAAGCUGGGGAGGAGACCACCUGGCAGGCGAGCGGAUGGGCAGCACGUGUUGUCCAGCACGAAAUGGACCACCUCCAGGGCGUCUUGUACAUCGACAAGAUGGAGAGCAGGACCUUUGUCAAUGUGCGUUGGGCCGAGCUGAAUGAGUGACCCCCUCCUUGGUCAGUGAGCAGAGAGGCACCCUUUCGUUUGCCUGGGCUUUGCAUGGCUGCCCAAACCUUGGAAAGAGGCAGCGGAAGAGAGGCCAGAGUCAAAGGGAGGGGCUCCCUUGUGCAGUAGCAUGGUUUCCCAUUUUUUCUUUGGGGCAACAGUGGCAAAGUAGGCCCUGCGUAGGGGUAAACCCCCAAUUCUCCUCCUCCAGGGUUGCAAGGUAAAGUGGGGUCCCAGGGGCCCUGAUGCGAGUUCAAUCCUAGCAUCCUUGACCCACAGCAGUGGGGCCCCUUUGGGUCAAGCACAGAGCCCAGGCCCCUGAAGGAGCAAAAUUGGGUUUAAGUUGGUUCUGGAGCGUGGUUGCCACCGUCAACAGACUGUGCUUGCCCCAUAAGCUUGUGCCCACAGACCUGGUAGGUUAUAAAUACAUGCCAGGGUGAAGAAUGAGAGGACAAAGCCAGGUUUUGUUUGCCAGCUGCUUGGAAGAGGCAAGAGCAACUCUAAAGUCAGAGAACACAGAAGCGUCUCAUGAGUGCCCACCAUUUCCCCAUGAUCUGUUAGGGUUCAGAUCGGUUUCCUCUGAUGGAAUAAAUAAAAACCAUGCUGUUGUAUUACUCAGGUGGAGGUUCAAUUAAAUAAACAUAAAAAGGCAAAGACUUUUAA
This is a messenger RNA of Sceloporus undulatus (fence lizard), 2615 nucleotides long. RefSeq names its product component of oligomeric golgi complex 8 (gene COG8). Gene Ontology annotation, cellular component: COG complex. Lineage: Eukaryota; Metazoa; Chordata; Lepidosauria; Squamata; Phrynosomatidae. The record is from RefSeq and is a predicted model, not a curated record. Gene Ontology annotation, biological process: intra-Golgi vesicle-mediated transport. The coding region runs from base 66 to 1952 and encodes 628 amino acids. The transcript is spliced from 7 exons. Gene Ontology annotation, molecular function: peptide deformylase activity.